ACGAUCGAAGCGUGAGGACAUCGCCUGUAUAGUUGUGACCGAGGGAAUUCCGUUCUUCGAUAACUAUCGAACGUGGUCGGACUCUUUGCAUAACACAACCUCAGUUCGACGUUGGGCCCGACACGAUCGCGGAUUAAAUCGAUUUGCGUUCCACGAUGUUCGCCACCUUGAUACUGUUAUGCGUGAUCGUGAUAUUGCUACUGACGUCCGUGCUAAUCGGACCUAAAACGGGAAAGCAUCCGCCAGGGCCAUUCUCGUGGCCGUUUAUCGGCAACCAGAGUCUAUUGAAGCGUAUGUCUGACAAACUUGGGGCGCAGCAUUUGGCGCUGAAUGAACUCUCCAGACGAUACGGCAGUAACUUGAUAACCUUACAUCUCGGUAUCAACAAGGUGGUGGUCGUUUCCGGAAACAAGCCCGUGAUGACGGUCCUGAUGAGCGAGGAAUAUGACGGACGGCCUUGGAACGAGUUCAUCAAAAUGAGGAAUCUGGGACAAAAGAACGGUAUCACGAUGAACGAGGGAUCCGAGUGGAAGGAAGUGAGGAACUGGACCAUGCAGGCGCUGAAGUCGUUCGGUUUCGGGAAAGUCGGGAUGCUGGACAUGAUCAAGGACGAGUUGAACAAGGUGUUGGACACCUUGAAGGACGGGGGCGUGAAGAUGUUGAAACCGAUAAUCACGCCAGCCGUGAUAAACGUGCUGUGGACGAUAGCAGCGGGGAAACGAUUCGACGAGACCGCCAAGUUGGAGUAUUUCGUCGACUUGUUGGAUCGUCGUGCGCGCGUGUUCGACAUGUUCGGCGGGAUUCUCUCCACUUUCCCUUGGAUUCGUUACAUUGCACCCGAGGCCUCGGGUUACAACCUUCUUCAGACGCUCAACGUCGAGCUCAGGGACUUCUUAAUGAAAACCAUCGACGAACACAAACGGAAGUACGUCGUAGGGAGCGAGGCGGACUUAAUAGACAUGUUCAUCACCGAGAUGAACAAAGACAAACACAGCACUAUUUACAAUGACGACCAAUUGGUGAUGAUACUGAUCGAUCUCUUCAUCGCCGGUGUUACCACCACAGCGACGACUUUGGACUUCCUUUUCAUGAACAUGGUGGUGCACCAGGACGUGCAACAGAAGCUUCAGAAAGAGAUCGACUCCGUGGUCCCGUCCAGCAGGCUUCCCGACUUGGGCGACAAAAUGAAACUCCCCUACGCAGAGGCUGUGAUUACCGAGUCCCAACGUCUCUGGCCAGUGCUUCCAGUGAUUGGACCGCGUCGAGUCCUUCGCGACACGUACCUCGAUGAUUACUCGCUACCAAAGGACUCCACCAUUCUGUUGAAUUUGUAUUCCAUCCACACGGACCCGGACAUCUUCCCCGAUCCGCUGAAAUUUCAGCCUGAGAGGUUCAUAAACAACGGGGUGUUCUUCGGCCACAACGCCGAGGUUCUGACUUUUGGAAAAGGGAGAAGACGAUGUCCUGGCAACAUACUGGCAAAGUCCGCGUUGUUUCUUUUGUUCGUGGGCGUGAUGAAAAAGUAUUCCCUACUUCCGGUCCCGAGCAAGGGACCCUGGACCGUGGAGACUAUUCCUGGCUUGAUAAUGUCGCCGAAGCCUUACGACGUGUUAAUCGUGCCGCGAUAAUAUUAUCUUAUUCCGUCGGGAAUCCCUAAACAAACGUAGAAAACUAUCUACGAUCGAGGUAAAUUGUAAGUUCAAAUCGAGACAAGAAAACCGUACUGGAUCAACGCAAUUAAUAGAAACGUUUAAAUUA
Colletes gigas is the source of this 1758-nucleotide messenger RNA. Its product is annotated as probable cytochrome P450 305a1. The transcript is spliced from 8 exons. Bases 156 to 1628 code for a protein of 490 amino acids. Gene Ontology annotation, molecular function: oxidoreductase activity, acting on paired donors, with incorporation or reduction of molecular oxygen, reduced flavin or flavoprotein as one donor, and incorporation of one atom of oxygen; heme binding; iron ion binding. The record is from RefSeq and is a predicted model, not a curated record. Gene Ontology annotation, cellular component: intracellular membrane-bounded organelle; cytoplasm. Lineage: Eukaryota; Metazoa; Arthropoda; Insecta; Hymenoptera; Colletidae. Gene Ontology annotation, biological process: xenobiotic metabolic process.